GGUGCUGUUACGGACUUUCGGGCAGGAUCCCCUACGUUUGUUUAGAUUUACUAUUGAAGUUGCUUGUUUGUCCGAAGCAGGGACAUGGAAAUCGCCGCAUGCAAGUUUACAAACUACACUGAAUUUAAAGCGAAGCGGUGCCGCAGUAGUUUGAUGUAAACGCAGACAGGAGAUCGCGGUUCAUAGUUGAAUUUAGCAGCAGCAACUUGCGGAGCUUACCUUUAAUUUUUUUUUCCACUGAAUCUGGAAACCGUUCCAACCGCAGGCUAGCGGAUCCCCCGUUGGCUGUGGGCGGGGCUUAGCGGGCCUAUUUAUACGGUAACGGAACGAUCUCUGUAGUUUACGAGUCCGUUCAAUAGUUUUACAUCAGCCAUGUGCUUCAUGAAAUGGGGAGUCGCGCUGAUGUUGUUCUGCUGUGUGCAGGAACGAGUGAAGUCACAUGAAAUCGAAGUGAAGUGUCGUGAAUAUAAUGGCUCACCUGCUGCCAAUAAUAUCUCUCCGUCUUUGCUGGCGGACUUGAAAGUGGAGAAGGUGACAGUGGGAAAAAAUUAUAUGCUGAAUGUCAGCUGGGCGAUCAACAUUGAUGCUAGUAUUAAAUAUCUGAAUGGAACUUUGAUCAAAAUUUCGGGGGAACCAGACUACUACUGUGAAUACGACCCACAUUUGACCAAGGCAAACAUCACUGGGCAGGUAUGGUUUCAUUAUCUGGUAAAAGUAGGCCAUGGUGACUUGGUCAUCCAAGCUGCCAAUCUCCCUUUGCCUCCACUGAAUAGUGGCCCCUCUUACAAGUUUGUACAAAUCAGGAUACCUUAUCCAAAACAACCACCUUCUCCUCAAAUUCCUACAGAUUUCACUCCACGUUUUAAAGAUUUCACUCCAGUUGUGACCACUACCUCACCCUUGGAAAUAGAACGGGUAGCUGUCAUCAUUUUUGGAGCACUGGGUGGUUUGAUGAUCCUGAGUUCCUGCUUCAUAAUGUAUAAAAGCUUUGGACACAAAAUCGCCAGAAUACCUUGGCCUCCCAUGGUCCCUGUCCCUGUCCUUUUGGUGUACCCUCCUGAGAAUCCAGCCUUCCAGCAGGCUGUGGUGGCCCUGGCAGAGUUCCUGCAGUGUCACAGCAGCUGCAGCGUGGCUAUCGACAUGUGGCAGCAGGGGAGGAUUGCAGAGCUGGGGCCAAUACGCUGGCUUGCAGAACAGGCCAAGGCUGCAGACCAAGUGCUCAUCAUCUGCCCACAGGUAGACAUUCCCUCUUCACAGCCUGGCUACUUUCCUCCCAACCGCAACUUCCCAGAACCCUCCAUUCCAGCAGCAGCUCAUGACCUUUACCCCCUGAUCCUCAACAUGGUUGCCAGCCACACAAAGAGUGCUAAUGACCUGGCUAAGUUCUGGGUGGUGCAGCUGGGCAAGCAGCAGGACAAAGGGGCUAGUAAAUUGCCACUGGAACUGAGGGCUUGCAAGUCAUUUUGUUUGAUGAAGGAUUUGAAGAAACUGUGCCGGAGUCUUCAUUCUCACAGACAGGAUAAGAAGAAGAUAUCAGAUCUGAUCUUCAGAUCAGGGGUUUCCUUCAGUGAAAAGAGUACAGCAAAGUUAAGAAAAGCUAUAGAAAAGCAUUUCCAGAGAGGAGACACCACUUUAGAACUGUCACUUUUGUAUGAAAAUGUAUAAUGAAAAUGUUUAGAUUGAUAUAGAGGAUGGGUCAGAACAGAUCUGUAAAUGACCAACUCUGCCAUUAUCUUUACUUUUUUGUAAAGUGCAAAAAAAAAUUAUUUUUGUUACAGAUGACAUAGACUUAUUCUCAUUUUGGUAAAAAACAAAACCUGCUUAUAUGCUGUAGUGUGGUCUGUCACUGUGUCAUCUAUGGUUUGCAGGACUGCAUUAUAUUAUAUAUUAUUUUGUAUUAACAUAAAUGCAUUUCCAUCAAACAUUUCAUUCAGGAGGAAGGUCCUAGCUGGUGGUUGUUUUCUGAAGCAUGUUUGAAGGUCAUGACUUAUUUCUGACUAAUUAGACGAUAACAUGAAAAGGUUUCUUAAUUUCUUAAUCUGAAAGUCAUUUUGUAGAUGUGUGUCUUUUUGUCUAUGUAUAUUAUUCCUGUGAUAAAGUGGACAGCUUUCUGAGGCAUCCCACUUCUCUCCCAGUGCAUACAGGGAAAAAUAUAUGGUUUUGGCAGAGGACCCAGUCACUGUCAUCUGCAGAUGACAGGGCUGACCCACUGAGGCCCUCUGCCAAAACCAUAUGCAGCAGUAUAUACAACAGUAUACAGUUAAAGCAUGCUGACAAGUUAAAAGAGGGACGUUCCAUUUAUGUAUUUAUAUAGCAUGUGAGACUAUGGAAUUUCUGAAAGAAGGAGUAACAAGGUUUUCCUUAUAUAAAUAAAAAGUUGAGCCCUU
Messenger RNA from Toxotes jaculatrix (banded archerfish), 2387 nucleotides. RefSeq lists its product as uncharacterized. The coding region runs from base 373 to 1665 and encodes 430 amino acids. NCBI's taxonomy places the organism in Eukaryota, Metazoa, Chordata, Actinopteri, Toxotidae. The record is from RefSeq and is a predicted model, not a curated record. The transcript is spliced from 11 exons. Gene Ontology annotation, molecular function: interleukin-17 receptor activity.